AUGAGUGCCCCUCAGCUCAACAAGAUCGCGGCGAACAGCCCAUCGCGCCAGAACCCGUCUGAGCUGGAGACCGCCAUUGCUGGCGCUCUGUACGACCUCGAGACCAACACUGCCGACCUCAAGGUCGCCCUCCGGCCCCUGCAGUUUGUCUCUGCCCGUGAGAUCGAAGUUGGCCACGGCAAGAAGGCAAUUGUCAUCUUUGUCCCCGUCCCUUCCCUGCAGGGCUUCCACCGGGUUCAGCAGCGCCUGACCCGUGAGCUGGAGAAGAAGUUCUCGGACCGCCAUGUCCUGAUCCUGGCUGCUCGCCGUAUCCUUCCCCGCCCCAAGCGGUCGAGCCGCUCCCGCAACACCCUCAAGCAGAAGCGCCCCCGCUCGCGUACCCUCACGGCUGUGCACGACGCCAUCCUUACCGACCUCGUCUACCCUGUCGAGAUUGUCGGCAAGCGCCUCCGCACCAAGGAGGACGGCUCCAAGACGCUCAAGGUCAUCCUUGACGAGAAGGAGCGUGGCGGUGUCGAUUACAGGCUGGAUACCUACUCUGAGGUCUACAGGCGCCUCACAGGUCGCGGCGUCGUUUUCGAGUUCCCUCAAACUGGCGCUGCCGAUUAUUAG
Molecule: messenger RNA, 612 nt
Organism: Canariomyces notabilis
Lineage: Eukaryota; Fungi; Ascomycota; Sordariomycetes; Sordariales; Chaetomiaceae
Product: ribosomal protein S7e
Exons: 3
Coding region: 1-612 (203 amino acids)
Biological process (GO): rRNA processing; ribosomal small subunit biogenesis; translation
Cellular component (GO): 90S preribosome; small-subunit processome; ribosome
Molecular function (GO): structural constituent of ribosome
Source: RefSeq, a predicted model, not a curated record